This is a messenger RNA of Syngnathoides biaculeatus (alligator pipefish), 2086 nucleotides long. RefSeq names its product RNA-binding protein 4.1-like. Lineage: Eukaryota; Metazoa; Chordata; Actinopteri; Syngnathiformes; Syngnathidae. The record is from RefSeq and is a predicted model, not a curated record. Gene Ontology annotation, biological process: mRNA splicing, via spliceosome. Gene Ontology annotation, cellular component: nuclear speck. The transcript is spliced from 4 exons. The coding region runs from base 95 to 1111 and encodes 338 amino acids. Gene Ontology annotation, molecular function: mRNA binding.
GGGGCAGUCGAGGCGGGGAGCGGCGCGACCGGGCUUUCUUAAAUCCUCUGUAGCGGUUGCGCCUUCGCUGCUCGUCUUCAAAAGAGCGUUUAACAUGGUGAAGAUAUUCAUCGGCAAUCUGCCCCAAGAGGCAACCGAGGAGGAAAUCAAGGCCCUGUUCACGGAGCACGGCACUGUCACAGAAUGCUCCAUCGUCAAAAACUUCGCCUUCGUCCACAUGGACGACCGCAAGGCCGCGACGAAAGCCAUCAAGACCCUGCACCUCCACAAGCUCCACGGCUCGGCCAUCAACGUGGAGGCCAGCCACGGGAAGAACUACGGCGCCGUCAAGCUGCACGUGGCCAAUGUGGACAAGGGAGCCGACGAAGAGCUCCGGGCGUUAUUCGAGGAGUACGGCAGGGUCACGGAGUGUGCCAUCAUCAAGAAUUUCGCCUUCGUGCACAUGUCCAACUCGGACGAGGCCAUGGACGCCAUCCAGGGAAUUGACAAUACCGAAUUUCAAGGCAAACGCAUCCACGUGCAGAUUUCCAAAAGCCGUCCCCGCGAAGAGCAGGAGGAGUACCCUCCUCCCCCGGACGGCGGCGGCUUUUGGCCUCCGCCUUUCCCGGGAAACAGGCCCGAGCCCCCCCCGCCGGGCUUCAUGAGAGGUCGCCCCAUGCCCCCGGGUUACCCCGCCCCCCCUUUGCCACCCCCUCCCCCCAGACGCGCUCUCUACCCCGAGCGUCCAUUCGAGGCCAAUCGCGGCGGUUACGGCGUGGUCGAUUACUAUGAAAAGUACAGAGCCCGUCCUUACGGCAUGGGUCCCGGCGGCCCGCCGCCGCCGCCGCCCCCUCCUGGCGUUGCGCGAGACCGACUCAUGAACCCGCAGCUCGACCCGUACGAGCAUCGACCGCCGCCUCCCCCGCCCCCUCCGUCGGCGUACUUCGGCCGAGACCGCAGCCCCCUGCGCAGAACGCCGAACGCGGCCAUUCCUCCGAACGGUAACGGCUACGCCUACGAGCGCUCCCGUAUCGCUCCCGUUUCCCCCCGGGUGCCGCCGUUCGGAGUUCCUCGGCCCCGGGACCCCUAUGCAGUGCGACUGCCGCCGCCGCCUGCACGCUACGCUUAUUAAGCGAGGCCCCCAGCAUUCGAAGUUAAGGAUGGUCGUUCGCCUGCGUCGCCUCUCGCCAUCAUCGGAUGUUCGUGACGCUAUCCACUUCCUGUCUGUGGCGGAGCGCGUUUAUGUUCCCCUGCAAUGCAAAGGAACUGAAAUUUGCCACGCCCACGUGUUUUGUUUUGUUUUGGUUUUUUUUUCCCCUUUCUGUUUUUUUUUUUUUUUUUUUUACAUAAAUCCCCACUUGAUGGUUUCAUUGUGAUGUAGACAUUUUAAUAUCUGCAGAUAAAAACGUUAUUAUUUUUUUUAAAUUAGCUUCUAAUUGGUGACUUUAGGUCUUAGUCGAACCUGUGAGUGUAAAUCCCGACGCGUGUGCGGCACCCUGCUCAACCAAAAGCGAUACUGUUGACGCGAGCUCUGAAAACUGAACGUGACUAAACUCGACGUGCUCUUCUACUUGCAAAAUGAUCUGUGCAGUCUUGUGUCGUCAAAAUAAACCCUGCGGGGGGACAACAACCGCUAAUGGGUGUGGCUCUUAAACCCCACCACCACCCGUCCCCGAUGAGCCGUGUCCUCGUUUAAAAAAAAAAAAAAAAAAAUGUCGCUCGGGCUUACUCUCCGCAAAACGUAACGAAGCAAAGUAGUCGAGCGAGGCCGCGGCGGGGCCCGGUUUCGUCCCUGGCGGUCGGUCGUGAGCCCGGCGUGCGGGGGAGGGCACGGACCCACCGGCCGGAAAGCGCCAAUCCGCAGGUAAGUCCCAGGGAUCCGCAUCUGCUCUCACUUUUGUCCAGUCUUUGUAUUUUCCCUCAAGCACGUCGGGGACCCCAAGAAUUGCAGAUGCACGACUUGUGUUUUUCUGUUGAAGUCGUCGUCGUCGUCCUAAAUUGAUUGGAUUCACUUUUUCCAAGUAUGUUGCAUUAGUCAUUGAUUUUUCACUGAUAGGAAAUGUGCUUUGUAGUCUUGAUCUGCAUGAAUAAAGCCUUUUUGUACAUA